CAUGAAAGCCUUCUAUUUACAUAAAAUUCAUUUAAAGGCGAGUUGAGAGGAUUUAUUGUUGUGGUGUAAGGAAAUGCUCUAUUUCAAAAACAAAGAGCAACAGUUCUAAGCAAAAGAUGAUACCAAUGCCAUAAAGGAGGAGCUCUAUGACAAAGUUUUGUCCUCAAUAUAUGAGAACUGCUUUUAAAUAUCUCUAAAAAAAAUUAUCAUCAUCAAAUGGGAGGCCCACUCCUGUAAGAGUAUGCAAAGGGCCUCAGUUAGAAAAACAAAUUGCUCAUUUCCUGUUACUUUUCCAUGUAGAGCACUGAGCUCGGUGUGACACCCAAACAACGAGGCAGUAAUAGUUACUGUAACUAUGUUUUAGAAUAAGACCCGGGUGGAGCUGCCAGUAGCAACUAUAAUUGUUAAUGUGGUCUCAUGAGUCUCUUAUUAUUUUUAAAUGACCGCAAAGGUCAUCCCGAGCGCCGCCUCGUUUAAAAAAAAAAAAAAAGUUCCAUCAAGUCGGACAUGAACACAUCGAGUUACGCCGGAAAUACACAAGAGAAACCCUCUCCAUAAAGCCACCAAACCUUUGUCAUAUUUGCGCAUCACCGAGGGUUUAUUUAUUUAUUUAUUUUGAGCCAACCACAGCUCGCAUCCUGGUCACUGACUUGACGCGGAGGAGCGGAGCUCCAGACGCGCACUGAAACCAGAUGUCACCACCAGCACAUUUCCUCUGGCACCGAAGUAUCUAACUGUCGUUUUUCCUUUUUUUAAAAAAAAAUCUUCCUGGAUUGGCAUUGCCCCAAAAUAGAAUAAAUAAAAAAAAUCUUCUUUCCGUCUUUCAUGUGAAGAAUGGGCUGCGCAAUAUCAGGUCUCGCAGCAAAAUCCGAGUUUGCAGAGAAGACUUCAGAGGAUGCUGCUGCUGCCGCGUAUCCCAGCGAGGACCAGAUUCAGAUGAUUAAAGACUCGUGGAAAGUUAUCCGGGACGAUAUAGCCAAAGUUGGGAUUAUUAUGUUCGUCAGGUUGUUUGAGACCCAUCCUGAAUGCAAGGACGUCUUUUUCCUCUUCCGAGAUGUGGAGGACCUGGAGAGGUUGCGGACCAGCCGAGAACUCAGGGCGCAUGGCUUGCGGGUGAUGUCUUUUAUUGAAAAAAGUGUGGCUAGACUGGACCAGCUGGACAGACUGGAGGCUCUGGCUCUGGAGCUGGGGAAAAGCCAUUAUCAUUACAACGCCCCGCCUAAGUACUACAGCUAUGUCGGAGCAGAAUUCAUCUGCGCCGUGCAGCCCAUCUUGAAGGAGAGGUGGACGGCCGAGCUGGAGGAGGCGUGGAAGACCAUGUUCCAGUUUGUGACCAGCCUCAUGAACCAGGGAUACCAGGAAGAGAGCGCCCGGCAGCGCCAGCUCGCGCUAUCCCCGAAGGAAAGACCGGACAAGAGAAACACAGCGCUAUGAGACAGCACUUCUUUUAAACGCCACACAGACUGUUAUCACCAGUACAGCACAAAAAUGCAGUUUGUAAAUAGCAUAUUAACCGUAAUGUUUUCCGUCUUGCUCACGUUUGGUCCUUUAGUAUUUCAACAGACAAAAACGAGCUGUGACUGUUUAGAAAGCACUUUAUUUUUGAAUUUAAAUUCUGUUGCUGUCCUCUUGUAUGAGAGCAGGACUCUGGUAUCACGGUGGGACAAACACAAAUGGGUGGAAACAUUUUCUGGCUGCAGUCAAACAUGCUUUGUGAUUGUGAUAAACAAAAAAAGGCAUCUGAAUUACAGCCAAUACUCCUCUCUGUAUUUAUAACUCAAACAUGCUUUCAGUAAAUCUGCAGCUUUCAACAUUUUCUGCACUAUUGAACCAAAUCAUGACAUCAUUCAGACAUUAGCUGAAGCUGUAAUAUACAUAUUGGUGUUAAAGUAUUUAAGACAGCCAGUUUAACAGCUUGGUAUCGGUAUGUAAAAACAGUGACUAGAAUAUUAGUUGUGCCUCUAAAGACAUAAUAAAAAUAAAAAAUAAAAUACAGUACAUGACAUUUGACCCCACCA
Haplochromis burtoni (Burton's mouthbrooder) is the source of this 2018-nucleotide messenger RNA. RefSeq names its product x globin (gene xgb). Gene Ontology annotation, molecular function: heme binding; oxygen binding. The transcript has 5 exons. NCBI's taxonomy places the organism in Eukaryota, Metazoa, Chordata, Actinopteri, Cichliformes, Cichlidae. Bases 835 to 1434 code for a protein of 199 amino acids. The record is from RefSeq and is a predicted model, not a curated record.